AUGGUCAACGAUCUCAUACUUUUGACCGGAGCGACCGGCUUCGUCGGUUCCAGGGCGCUCGUCACCCUUCUCGAAUCCGGCUUCCGCGUCCGGUGCGCCGUGAGGUCCGAGUCGGGCCGGGACAAAAUCAUGGCAUCCCCGAGCCUCCGGAGUAUACAGCCGUCCGAGGAGCAGCUGGCCUGGGUCAUCGUCCACGACAUAACCGUCCCGAACGCAUACGACGAGGCCGUCAAAGGCGUCAAGUACAUCAUCCACUGCGCGUCGCCUGUGGUCAAGCUACGCCCCGAUGGGCGUCAGGGAACCGAUGAUGAAAUCUACGUCAACCCGGCCGUCCAGGGCGUAGUGGGGAUGCUCGAAAGCGCGGCAGCCCACGCCGGUGACACGGUCGAGCGGAUCGUCGUCACGAGCUCCAUCGUCGCCAUCAUGCCGAGGUCGUGCUUCCGGGGAGAGGGGCUGGACCGGCCGGCCUUCACCGGCGAGUCCCGACUACCUUGGCCGGUUGCCCCAUAUGAAGACGCUUACAGCGCCAGCAAGACCGCCGCGCUCGAAGCGUCGGAGAGGUGGAUGAGGGAGCACAAACCGGCCUUUGACCUCAUUUCCAUCAUGCCGGCCUGGAUCUUUGGUCGCGAGGAGCUCGCCACAACACCGGAAGCUCUGCUGUCGGGCUCCAACGGCGUGCUGCUUGAACUUUUGAGAGGCAACAAGUUUGAUUGGACCAUCAACACGGGCUACGUCUCCGUUCAGGACGUGGUGGACGCGCAUAUUCGUGCUUUGUCUCCGUCGGUCCCUGGUGGAAAGUCGUUCAUCCUCUCAAAACAUAUUGCAUUCGAGGAAGCUAGGGACUUUGCGAAGAAGCAUUUUCCUGAGGCGUUCGCAAACGGCGUCUUCCGCGAGGACAGUAAACAGCUGGUGGUGAGCAUCCCCACGGAUGAAUCCGAGGGCGAGGAAUUGCUUGGACGACAAUAUGAGAACUGCGAAGACGUAGUGAAGGAAGUAGCAGCACAGUAUGUGAAGCUUGUGGACGAGUGCAAGUAA
This is a messenger RNA of Colletotrichum karsti, 1035 nucleotides long. RefSeq names its product 3-beta hydroxysteroid dehydrogenase. Bases 1 to 1035 code for a protein of 344 amino acids. Lineage: Eukaryota; Fungi; Ascomycota; Sordariomycetes; Glomerellales; Glomerellaceae. The transcript has a single exon. The record is from RefSeq and is a predicted model, not a curated record. Gene Ontology annotation, molecular function: oxidoreductase activity, acting on the CH-OH group of donors, NAD or NADP as acceptor.